Molecule: messenger RNA, 1148 nt
Organism: Tachysurus vachellii
Lineage: Eukaryota; Metazoa; Chordata; Actinopteri; Siluriformes; Bagridae
Product: lymphocyte antigen 75-like
Exons: 2
Coding region: 1-771 (256 amino acids)
Source: RefSeq, a predicted model, not a curated record
AUGAAAUCCAUCUUUUUUCUUUUCCUGCUGGCAGCAGGUUGUGUUGUGGCUGUGGGUCUGACAAAAGAGUAUGUAUUCAUUAACUCUGCAUUACAGUGGAAUGAGGCUCAGACAUAUUGCAGACAAAAAUACAAAGACCUGGCCACCAUCACCACUAUGAAGGAAAACAAUCAACUCUUUCCUGCUCCAUUUUUUUAUAGUUGGAUCGGUCUGUACAACACAUUAGGCACCUGGGAAUGGUCUGAUGGAGAACAGACUUCUUUCUUUAACUGGUACGAUUAUCCACAAAGUGAUUGUGCCACAAUUUUACCUUAUCCUUAUUAUGGUAAAUGGUAUUCCUUCUCCUGCACAAACUCAUUUACUUUCUACUGCUAUCAAUUCCUGAUCCUGGUGAAGGAGAAGAAGACCUGGGAAGAGGCUCAGGAGUUCUGUGAGACUCAGUAUACUGGCUUGGCCUCUGUGAGCUCCAGUUGGAGUCUGGAGCAGCUGAUACAAGAGACAGUGGGGACGGAGACGGAGAGCGUGUGGACCGGCCUGCACUUCAUGGAUGGACAGUGGCUCUGGGUGAACGAGGAGCAGACGUGGAGUCAGACACAGAGUCAGAUGUGGAGUGUGAUAUGGAGCCCGAUGUGGAGUCAGACACAGAUCCUGGUCUCAAUGCCUUCAUGUCCAGCUCAGUCUUACCGCUGUGGAGCUCUCAACACCACAUCAAACACCAUGAAGAACCACAACUGCAACGAGAGGCUGAACUUCAUCUGCUACUGGACGUGAUUUUACACAAGUUCACACCUCCUUCAGGAAGAUUAUACUGUAUACUGCAUCACACUGUAUAAUCAUUUAUUAUUGCUUUAUUUUUUAGAUGUCUUUACUAAUAUUUAACUGGGUUUUAGCUUCUGAUAGACAAACUGUAACUGAACACCUGAGGAGGUUAUGUGUUGGUGGAGGUUCAGAGUUUAUAAUAAUGGGACAUUUAUGUGCUCAAUUUAAAACCUUCAAUCACUAAAAAUGAAACUAGAUUCUUCAGAACAAUAGUUAUUAAAUAUGUGACACAAAAACAUUAUUUCUCAUGUAAGGAUUCUGAUAUUUGGAUCAAUAUAUUAAUUUUAAUGGCUAAAUAUAAUAUGUAUUGAUGUGUACAUGUUUUUUAC